This is a messenger RNA of Durusdinium trenchii, 1569 nucleotides long. The record is from the annotation of a GenBank genome assembly. Lineage: Eukaryota; Dinophyceae; Suessiales; Symbiodiniaceae.
AUGUCUGACCGAUGGCCGGAUCGUGAUCCCUAUGCGGGCGUCCCGACCUCGAGAUCAGGCUAUGACCCCUAUGAGCUUCGACCGUACGAGAGGUACGAGAGGUACGAGCCCCGAGCAGACCCUUACGGACUCUAUGAUCCGUAUGAGCGUGACCGUUACGAGCGUGACCGUUAUGAGCGUGACCGCUACGAGCGUGACCGCUACGAGCGUGACCGUUACGACCCCUAUGCGCGGCAUUACCCUCCACCGGGCCCCCCCGGACCGCCGGGGCCUUCUGGGCCGCCACCUGGGCCGCCGCCUGGACCUGGUGCAUAUGGCGGUUACCCACCGCCUCCGCACUACUACGGACACUAUCCACCACCCCACUAUCCGCCCUUGGAGUCCGAGCCAUCUCGGCGGCCAUCUCGAGCACGCCAGAGGAGUCGGACGCCCGAGAGGCGUGGGAAAGGUGGGGGCAAGCGGGCCAAGGAGCCGAAGGAGUCGAAGGAGCCCCCACGGAAGCGUAAGAAGGAAAAGGUGGAGGAGGAGGUGAAUGGCGCUGAUAUCAAUCUGACCCUCGGGGAGGUUUUUCCCAGAUUGGUGAAGGCCGCGCAGGAACAGGAUGGCAGUCGGUUUCUACAAUGGAAACUCAGUGGCAACUGCAGCGAAGAGGAUGGGCAGAAGAUCUUUGACCUGGCCCUGCCUGCAAUCGUGAAGCUGUCCUGCGAUCAAUGUGGGAACUUCGUGGUGCAGAAACUCCUGGAGCAUGGAGGCCCCGAGAAACAUGCUGCUAUGCUGAAGCAGGUCAAGGGUCACGUCUUGGAGUUGUCCCAGCACAAGUCUGGCUGUCGGGUGAUGCAGAAGAUGCUGGAGUUCUUGCCUUCGGAGAUGAAGGUAGAUCUCACAGCAGAGCUGCAAGACAAGGUUGUAGACUGCAUUCAUGACAUGAACGGGAACCACGUGAUCCAAAAGGUUGUGGAGAACUUGCAGCCCCAAAACUUGGGCUUUGUGAUUUCAGCUGUCGCCAAGAAGGCCACCGAGAUGGCCUCUCAUGCGUACGGCUGCAGGAUUAUCCAGAGGCUUCUUGAGCACUGUGAUCCGGACCAGCUCAGCGGCAUCCUGGAUCCCGUGGUGAAGGCGGCCACGAAGCUUGCCAAGGACAGCCACGCGAACUACGUCAUCCAGUGCAUUUUGGAGCGUGGCCGCUUCGAGGAUAAGCGCCAGAUCCUCGAGGUCAUCACUGGGAGUGUUCUGGACUUCGCGACGAACAAGGUGUCCAGCAACGUGGUGGAGAAAUGCUUCGAAAUCAGCACUGUUGGAUCCCAUGCCAAUGAUUUCGUCGAAGAAAGGUCGGCUCUGAUGCGUGCUGUGCUGGGUAAGAAGUCAGAUCCCAAUGCGCCAAUUGCGCGGCUCAUGAAGGACAAGUUCGGAAACUAUACCGUGCAGCGCAUCAUCGAGCACAGCCGUGGAGACGACUGGCUCGAGUUGCGCACUCGCAUUGAGGAUGUGGAAGAUGACCUGAAGAAAUCGCCCACGGGAAAACAUAUUAUAGCAGCCUUCGAGAAGAAGAUCGCGGCCAUGGAAGGCUGA